AUGGAGUCCAUAAAUGUUGUGGUCGAUGAUGUCCAAAAUCAAGCAGAUGUCACAGAAGAUGUCGGAACACUCUGGGAUAUUACAGCUGAAGGAUCUACAAGAGAAGAUGACUGCGCCCCUACUGUCACAAAAUCUGAGACUGAACCUCCUAUUAAGAAUCCUUCUAUAAGAGUUCAAAAAAAUCAUCCUAGUGAACUUAUUAUAGGAGAUCUCAACAGUGGAGUUACUACCAGGUGUGGGGCCAACAUUAUUUCUCUCUCCAAAUAUUUGCUAUCAUUACACAUUAAAGCUUACUUUCCCUCUCUUUCACAAUUUGUCCAAACGGUUGCCAUUCCCUCAAAACUUUUCUUCAGCACUCACGCUACCUCACUGUGUCGUUCCAUCCACAAAGAUUUUCCCAGCAUUCCCUUUUCUCUCACCAUGUCUCAAAGUUCUCCCUCCAAGAUAUCGUCUCCUCUUUCUGAAACAGCAUUAGGAUCUAGGGCACCAGCUGUGGUGAGUGAUCAAGAUGUCGUGUUGAAUGUUGCGCCAUUGAACUCUGUUCCGGCUAACUACCCUGUUCGUAGAAAGAUGCAUGCAAGAAAAUCGACCGGUGGUUCUGUUCCAGAAACCUUUUCUGUUCAGGGUCGAGAGGGCUCUGCUUAUGUUCACAAUGCGAUCGCAGGUAUUGUCACAAGAAUCUUGAAUGAAGGGCACGAAGUUCCUGGAAUAUCUGUUCCCCUAGCCCAGAUUCCUGCCUCUAAGAGCGACAAAGAUGAUCAAGAUGCUGCCCACAAAGAUCAAGAAAAUGUUGAGACAAAUGUUGAUGAGACUCCUGUUGCCAAAGAUGUUGAGACAUCUGAAGAUAUCAAUGUUGAAACAUCAGGUACUAAAGAUGCUGAGAUUCCUGAACAUGAGAAAGCUGAAGAGGUUCCUGUUGCUCCUUCCAAAGAAACCCUUAAUGAAGAUCCUAUUGUGCCUGAUGUGGUGAAUCUGGAUGAUUCUAUUGACAUUGCUGAUGAUGAGCUCAUCUCUAGCAUCUCUCAUAGAGUCAAGACUCGUAAGGGCAAACAGGUUUGUGAUCAAGAUUUCUCCAAAACAAAGGUUACUCCUCAAAAGAAGGUCACUAUAAAGAAGGUCAAGGAGGUUCCUGCUGAACCUUCAAUCACUGGGAGCAAAAGUUCUGUGAAGAAGAGAAAGGAAAGAAGUGUUUCUGCCCCUGAAGAUGAUGUCUUAAGUGAUGUCCCUGACAUCCUAUCCAAGAAAAAGAUUGCUGUCAAAAAGUCCUCCACAAAGGUUCGUGAUGUUCCUUUGGACAACAUUUACUUGCACUAUGCCUCCAAUGCCAUCCAGUGGAAAUUUGUCUACCAAAGAAGGCUGGCUCUAGAAAGGGAGUUAGCAAAUGAUGCUCUGGAUUGUCAAGAGGUCAUACAGCUCAUCAAGUCUGCAGGUUUGAUUAAAACUGUCUCUCAUUUUUCAAAGUGCUAUGAAAUGCUUGUUAAGGAAUUUAUUGUGAACUUGUCUCAAGAUUGUAAUGAUGGAAGAACUGAUGAUUUUCAUAAGGCUUAUGUUCGGAGAAAGUGUAUAGAUUUUUCCCCUGCUGUUAUUAACCUAUAUCUAGGUAGAAAUGCUGAAGCUUAUCCUGAGCUUGAAGUUACUGACAAUGAAGUUUGCAAGGUGAUCACUGGUGGUAAGGUCAAGAAAUGGCCUGUAAAAAGUAAAUUGUCUGCUAGUCUUUUACAUGGCAAGUAUGCUUUGCUGCACAAAAUUGGUGCUGCAAACUGGAUGCCUACCAAUCACACUUCUACCAUUGUUGUUGGUCUAGGAAAAUUCAUCUAUGUUGUGGGAACCAAGACAAAAUUUGACUAUGGGACCUACAUAUUUGAUCAAACUAUGAAACAUGCUGGUACCUCUGCCACCAAGCUCCCCAUUGCCUUCCCAUCACUGAUAUGUGGUAUAAUCCUCAAGCAACACCCUGGAAUUCUCAAAAGUAAAGAUUCUAUAUGCAAGAGGGAAAGUGCUCUGUCUUUUCACUACAAGCUGCUUCAGAGGUCUGAUGACAAGACAUUUGCUGGGACAUCCCAACCCAGCAAGUCUGUGAACAAAGCCCUUCUCAUUGCUGAACUGAAAGAAACGUGUCAGGAGUUGGCCAACAGGAAGCAAAAGCUUGAGAAACUCAUCCAUAGCCUUGAGCAGUCUCCUGAUGAUAAUUUUGCUGGUGAAAAGGAUGAUGAUAAAAUGGAUGAAGACAAAGAGGCUGAGGAAGAGGCUGAGGAUGUUGAGGACUCUGAGGAAAAUGGAAGUAAGGAAGCUGAUGAUGAGACUAGCAGCUCCAGUGAUGACAAUGUUGAUGGCUCCAGCAGUGAAGCCAGUGAUGGGUGUGAUGAUUAA
Vicia villosa (hairy vetch) is the source of this 2370-nucleotide messenger RNA. RefSeq lists its product as uncharacterized. Lineage: Eukaryota; Viridiplantae; Streptophyta; Magnoliopsida; Fabales; Fabaceae. The record is from RefSeq and is a predicted model, not a curated record. The coding region runs from base 1 to 2370 and encodes 789 amino acids. The transcript has 2 exons.